AUGGCUCCAAAAGGAAGAAGAGGCUCAGUGGACACUGACUCUGGUUCUGAUUCUGACAGUGGCUCCAGUGCAAGUCGCAGCAAGAGUGCUAGUCCGGCGCCAUCUGGUAAAGAAGGCAGUCAGUCUCGAUCGGUAUCCCGCAGUCCCGCAAAAUCUGGCAGUGAAUCUCCGAAGUCCAAUCGCUCUGCUAGAUCACGGAAAUCCUCGAACGCAUCUAACGCGUCGCGUUCAAAGUCAAACUCCCCAGCAGGUUCAAAUAGAUCAGGCUCUGCACAGAGCAAUAAAUCUGCUUCGUCAAGUCCAAAAUCCAGAGCAUCUAGAAGUCCCAGGGCAUCAAAAUCUAGAUCAAGAUCUCGUAGUGGGUCAGGCAGUGCUAGAUCUAGGUCUGGUAGCGCUCGUUCUAGGUCAGGUAGCCCAAAAUCUGGUCAGAGCCCAAAGUCAAGAUCGCAGAGCCCAAAGUCACGAUCACAAAGCCCUAAAUCUCAGGGCGCUAAAAGUGGAUCACGUUCGCGUAGUGGAAGUCCUAAAAGCAGGAAGUCCAGGUCUAGGUCAGGAAGUGCGUCAUCAAGAUCGAAGAGCCCAGAAGCUAGACCGGAUGUAGCUGACAGCAGAUCAAAUUCACCAAAUCUCAUGAUUGACGACCAAGCCAAGGACAAAUCAGGGAGUCGAUCUAGGUCACAUUCAAAAUCCAGAUCCAGAAGUAAAUCUAAGUCAAGAUCUAGAAGUAAGUCGAAAUCGAAGUCAAAAAGUCGUUCGCGAUCACAUUCAAAGAGUUCAAACGCUUCAGAUGUUGGCGGUAAGAAGAAAAGUUCUGUGUUAUCCGAUUCAGAGAGUGACGGUGGGAAAGGUCCCAAACGUAAGAAAGGUUCAGACAGUGGCUCGGACACAAGCAAACCUAAGAAGAAGACAAAGAAACUUGAUUCUGAUGAUGAAAAUCAGGAAGCAACUGUGACGGCUGAUGCGUUGUUCGGUGACGCGUCCGACAUCAGCACGGACAAUGAGGGUGAGAAGGAAAGGUCGAGGUCAAGGUCACGGUCGAUGUCAAGGUCACGCAGCAGGUCAGGGGACGAGAGGCGCUCGGACGACGCCAAGGGCAGUGGAGAUGAGGAAAAUAGAGAGAAACCUGAGGAAGAAGAGGAAAUUGAGAUUCCAGAAACUCGCAUAGAUGUAGACAUGCCUAAAAUAUGGACGGAACUUGGCAAGGAGUUGCAUUUCGUGAAGCUACCCAAUUUUUUGUCAGUGGAAACUAGGCCUUACGAUCCGAAUACAUACGAAGAUGAGAUUGACGAAGAAGAAACGCUUGAUGAAGAAGGACGUGCGAGGUUGAAGCUUAAAGUUGAGAACACAAUACGUUGGCGGACCGUGUUUGACAAGGAAGGUAAUGCUGUUAAAGAAUCCAACGCUCGUAUGGUGAAGUGGUCCGACGGAAGUAUGUCCUUACACCUCGGCUCAGAAAUCUUUGAUGUGUACAAGCAACCUUUACACGGCGACCACAACCAUCUAUUCGUCCGUCAAGGUACGGGUCUUCAAGGCCAGGCUGUGUUCCGUACUAAGCUCUCAUUCAGACCUCACUCCACUGAUUCGUUCACACAUCGCAAGAUGACGCUCUCUGUAGCAGAUAGAUCUACUAAGACGUCCGCUAUAAAGAUAUUGUCACAAGUGGGUAGUGACCCUGACGCUGAUAGGAAGUAUCAACUGAAGAAAGAGGAGAUGGAGCUGCGUGCUGCUAUGAGGUCCCGUGUGUCCAGUAGACCCAAGAGGAGGGCGGGUGGCGGAGGGGGCGCGCGGGCUCACAGGCACGACGACUCAGAGGACGAGGGGGGGGUGUCGCUGGCUGCCAUCAAGAACAAGUACAAGGCUGGACAGAAAGCGAGUGCGGGCGCCGCGAUAUAUUCGUCGGAGUCUGACGGGUCGGACGUGGAGACUCGUCGUGCGAGGAGGCUGGACAGGGCGAAGGCUCUGAAGGACUCAGACGACGAGGCGAGCCCCGGGAACAACACCCCACAGAACAGUCAGAGCGGCUCGGGCUCCGGCAGCGGCAGCGACUGA
Molecule: messenger RNA, 2049 nt
Organism: Danaus chrysippus (African queen)
Lineage: Eukaryota; Metazoa; Arthropoda; Insecta; Lepidoptera; Nymphalidae
Source: the annotation of a GenBank genome assembly